This is a messenger RNA of Glycine soja, 760 nucleotides long. Its product is annotated as thioredoxin-like protein YLS8. Lineage: Eukaryota; Viridiplantae; Streptophyta; Magnoliopsida; Fabales; Fabaceae. The transcript has 3 exons. Gene Ontology annotation, biological process: mRNA splicing, via spliceosome. The record is from RefSeq and is a predicted model, not a curated record. Gene Ontology annotation, cellular component: U5 snRNP; U4/U6 x U5 tri-snRNP complex; spliceosomal complex. The coding region runs from base 185 to 538 and encodes 117 amino acids.
AUGUGGAUUGUUGUUGGAAUCGAAUAGAGACAAGAGAGAUUAGAUUAGAUUACAAUCAAAUCAGUUUGAGGGAAGGAAUUAUGUCAUACUUGCUACCUCAUUUGCACUCCGAAGAAGAACGAGUUGUUGUCAUUCGCUUCGGUCAUGAUUGGGAUGACACCUGCAUGCAGGAUACAAUGCAAUAAUGCCAAUUGAAUUGCUGAACACGGAGCCUUUUAUGUCGAAUAAGAUGGAUGAAGUGCUGGCAUCGGUUGCUGAAAAGAUAAAAAACUUCGCAGUGAUUUAUCUUGUGGAUAUCACUGAGGUGCCGGAUUUCAACACCAUGUACGAGUUGUAUGAGCCGUGCACCGUUAUGUUCUUUUUUAGGAACAAGCAUAUUAUGAUAGACCUUGGAACCGGAAACAACAAUAAGAUCAAUUGGGCACUCAAAGACAAGCAAGAGUUCAUUGAUAUUGUCGAAACAGUGUACCGUGGUGCAAGGAAGGGACGUGGUCUAGUCAUUUCUCCCAAAGAUUACUCUACCAAGUACCGCUACUGAGUUGCUUUGCUUACUUACCCUGCACUGCAAUUUAUUAAAUUAACCAUUGUAACAUUGACUCUAUAAUAUUUCAUUGGCUUUCACUACUUGCUGAGCUUGUCACCACAAUCCCUAAUACCUGGAGUAAUAAUACUUCAUUUAUAGGCUGUGAUGUUUAAUCGUCGUGUAGUGUUGAAUGCUAAUAGACUUUGAUAAGUCAAAUUUCUUAAACCUUUUCUAACC